AUGUCGAAGCCGCGCGUGGAGAUGGCGCCGUCCAGCGCGCUGCCGUCGUACGAGCGGUUCCAGCGGCACAGCGCGGCGCCCGUGGACGAGAGCAACCUGAGCAUCGCGCAGCGGCUCGUGCUGGAGAACAAGAAGCGCGCGCAGAACUCGGCGCGGCGCCGCAACACGCAGGAGGUGGUGGCGGCGCUGCGCCACACGCCCGUGGAGGUGGGCGCGCACAUCUGGAUCCCGGACCCGGAGCGCGUGUGGCGCGUGGUGGAGAUCGUGCGCUACGAGCCCGCCGAGGACCCCGAGCAGGGCAUGGUGCUCACGGUCAACGGCAAGUUCGGGCAGGAGCACGUGGACCUGCGCGACGUCGGCGACCUGUACAAGGUCAACCCGCGCGUGGUGGACGACAUGACGUCGCUCUACUACAUCCACGAGGCCGGCAUCCUCGAGAACCUCUACGUGCGCUCCAAGAUGGACAACCUGCGGCCCUACACGCUCAUGGCCAACGUGCUGAUCGCCGUCAACCCGCUCGUGCGCACGGUGGAGCCCAAGGUCACGGACUACAUCAAGACCCAGAUGGGGGACCGCCCCCCGCACCCGUACGCCAUCGCCGAGGUGGCCUUCCAGCAGAUGGCGCUGCGCACGCCCGCGCAGUGCCAGUCGAUCGUCAUCUCCGGCGAGUCGGGCGCCGGCAAGACCGAGACGUCCAAGAUCGCGCUGACCAAGGAGCUCAAGCUCGAGCCCGUCAACAACUUCGACUACCUGAACCAGAGCGGCUGCGUGUCGGACCCGAACGUGGACGACGAGAUCCUGUUCGACGAGGUGGCCAGCGCGCUGACCUCCGUGAACAUCGACGCGGGACUGCAGAAGCAGGUCUGGACCAUUCUGUCGGGUCUGCUGCACUUGGGUAACAUCCGCCUGAAAGACCGCGAGACGGCCGAGGGCGAUGCCGGUGAGGUCACGCCCGAGGCGCAGAAGUACGUGGCGUCCUGCGCUGAGCUGCUCGGCGUGGACAGCAACAACCUGCUGCAAGUGAUCACCACGCGCGAGAUCUCCACGCGCACGGAGAACUUCACGAUCAAGCGUUCGGCCAAGGAGGGAAGCUACGUGCGUGACGCCAUCGCCAAGUCGAUCUACAACCACCUGUUCAAGUGGAUCCUGUUUAAGAUCAACAGCUCGCUGGGCCACGGCGACAGCUCGCUGCCGUUCAUCGGUGUGCUCGAUAUCUUCGGUUUCGAGUCCUUCGAGGAGAACGACUUCGAGCAGCUGCUGAUCAACUACGCCAACGAGGCCCUGCAGGCCACGUUCAACCAGCAGGUGUUCAUCGCCGAGCAGGAGCUGUUCGCCGCGGAAGGUAUUGAGGUCGGCAAGAUUAUCUGGCCCGACAACCGCGAGUGUAUCGACCUGAUCUCGCAGAAGCCGAACGGUAUUCUGCCGCUGCUGGACCAGGAGGCCAAGAUGCCCAAGCCGUCCGACGAGAAGUGGAACGCCACGCUGCACAAGACGCACGCGAAUCACCCGCACUUCCUGGCCCCGCACGAGAAGGACAAGAAGUACGAGUUCAUCGUCAAGCACUUUGCCACGCGCGUGCCGUACACGAUCGGCAACUUCAUCGACAAGAACAACGACACGAUCCCCAAGGACCUCGAGGACUUUGUGACGUCCAGCAAGUCAUCACUUAUUAAGGAGCUGUUCUCGUCGAAGCUGGACCUGGACACCAUGAACGGUUCCUCCAACAUGAGCCAGCUGCACAAGCAGACUGUUUCGGCCAAGUUCUGCGACCAGAUGCAGGAGCUGACGGACACGCUGAACGCGACACGUUGCAACUUCAUCCGGUGUAUUAAGCCGAACCCGACGAUGUCGCCUGGCGUUUUCGACCAUGGCUACGUUGUGGACCAGCUGCGUUGCUCUGGUAUGCUUGCCACGUGCGAGCUGCUUAAGGUGGGUCUGCCUACGCGUGUGUCGUACGAAGAAAUCUGCCGUAUCUAUAAGCCCGUGCUGCCGCCGUCGGUCACUCCCAUGUUCGACGCCUACAACGACCGCACCUUCACGGAGGCCGUGCUGUGGUCGUUCCGCGUCGAGCCUGACGCCUACCGCCUGGGUCGCACCAAGGUAUUCUUCAAGACGGGCAAGAUUGCCCUGCUGGACGCGCUGCUGAAGGUAGACAUGAAGAAGAUGGGACCGUGGAUCGUUGCUCGUCUUCGCAAGUGGCUCGCGCGUCGCCGUUGGCGUUAUGCUCUGGCCAAGGUGCUCGCCCAGCGUGCGUUCCUGUGGCUGCUGGAAGACACUAGACGUCGCAAGGCCGCCGUUGUUAAAAUGCAGGCCGUGAUGCGCAUGUUUGCUGUCCGCAAGCAGUUCAUCCGUGCCCGCAAUGCGCACCGCCUCAAGAUGCGCCGUCAGGCGCUAGCCCAGAAGCACUGGAAGCAGGCCAUUGGUGGCGUCCUCGCCGCCAACGCCUUCAAGAAGCUCUUGGAGCAGACUCGCCAGCGCAUGGCCGCGCAACUUGCGGAGAAGAACGCAGCUGCGAUCCAGAUCCAGUCGCUUGUGCGCGGCAAGUUUGGCCGCAAGCAGGCCAACAAGCGUCGUGCCCAGGUCGAAGAUGAGAAGAUGCGUAAGAGGCUGGCGGAGGAAGCCGCUCGUCUCGAGGCGGAGAAGAAGAAGUCGGCCAAGAAGCGCUGGCUGACUGCGUUCUACGUCAUUCAGGCCCAGCGUCACUUUGUGCAGCGCCUGCACCACAUCCGUAAGGCUCGCCUGGCAGUGGAGGAGGCCCGGCGACUUGCUGCCGAACAGGAGCAGCUGCGGCUCCAGCGUGAGGAGGAGGAGCGCCAGCGUCGCCUUCAGGAGGAAGAGGAAGAGCGUGAGCGCCAGCGCCAGUUGGAGCUGAAGCGGGCCGCUGCGGCCACCGCUAUUCAGCGUGCCUACCGUCGCUCUGUCGGCCGUGAAGAGGCCAGACGCCAGGCUGCCGUGGAGCGUGCUCAGGCCGCGUCUCUCGCUGCUGCUAUGGCCGCCCAGGAUGCCGCACAGGCCGCCCAGGACGCGUCCAUGGCCCACGAUGCUGAGGCCGCUGCUCUGCGUAAGCUGAGCGCAUACGACGAGGCCCAGAGGAAGGCUGCUAUGGCUGGCACGCUGGGCACGGCUCCUGCCCUCGGUGCCCUUGGUGUCCCCGGUGUUGCUGGCAACGGACCUGCAACGCUGGGCUCCGUGCAGCCAAUGCAGGCUUCUGCUGGCCAGGCCGGCCAGAUUGGUGCUGUUGGCUCCAUGGGAGUUGCCGGUGCUAUGGUCGGACAGGAAUCGCUGCAGAACGCCGACAUGAGCUGGGUGGCGGGCGACAACGCCAAGAUCGAGGGCGAGGCCGUUGCCGGUGAUGCGCUGCGCCAGGAGCAGCUUGCGCAGGCUGGCCGGGACUUGUUCGGCGAGGGCGGCGAGGCCCCCGCUGGCCCGGUGAUGUCGGCUGACGACGAGAACCUGAUCAACCCGGUUGAGAAGAUUCAGGAGUUCCCGACGGGUCCUCCGAUCCCGUACAAGGGCGGCAUCCUUACGUGCACGAUGCUGGGACACCGCAAGCAGCAGGACCAGAACUGGGGCGACGAGUACACGGAGUAUGUGCUGCGUGUGACGUGGGGCCGUGACAUCCUUGAGCAGUCGAAGACGGCCUGGCUCGUGGGUGGACGCUACAACGACUUCAACGCGCUGCACCAGGAGCUGAAGGCCGCCGCCUCGGGCCGCCGUGGCAAGCGUGCUCCGUGGUUCCCGCGCUUCCCCAAGCGCCACCCGUUCUCGUCGAUGAUCGGCAAGAACCAGGAGGAGAAGUUCAUCAUCAAGCGCGAGAAGGAGAUGAACCGCUACAUGACGCAGGUGCUGACUCAGAUGCCGGACGCCCUGCUGAACAUCCACAUGGACCGCUUCCUCAACUUGACGCUCCGAACGCAGGACAUCUGCGAGCGUGAGGCGUACGCCGAGGCGCGCAAGCGCUGGGAGGAGGAGGAGCGCGAGGCGUUGGCCAACGCUGCCGAUGCCGAGCCGCUGAACGACGCCGACCUGCAGGAGGUGGAGCAGCUGGUGCACCAGCUACUGCAGAAGAUCAUCUACGCCGCCGGUGACGUCCGCCAGGACACGGAGCUGCAGGAGAUGAUCCACGCCGUCAAGGUGCUGCAGCCGCGUGUGGCCGCGUCGGCGCAGAUCGGUGGCAAUGUGAACAUCGAGCUGAUCCCGCUGGCCAUGCAGCUGCAGGACGACAUCCAGGACGCCUUCAAUCAGUACAACGACACGCUGCUGGCGCUGCGGCUGGGCCAGGACCUCAACUAACCGACCGUCCAGCCCGUCGGUUGUCCGGUAUUCGUCGUGUGGUGUCUGCAGCGGAGGCUCGCUUCUCUUUUCUGCUUUUGACUAACUUGCAUGUUUCAAAAAUGGGAUGGCCUCGAUCGAAGAGGCCAGUCCCCGGCCGCUGCGCACACGACUCGAGCGCUCUUUGCAGCGCUCCCCUCACUCCGUCUAGGGUCUUGCUUCCGUUCCGUACGGCUUUCUGAAUUGCAAUAGACGAGAUGUGAAAGGGU
This is a messenger RNA of Phytophthora sojae, 4541 nucleotides long. RefSeq lists its product as hypothetical. NCBI's taxonomy places the organism in Eukaryota, Oomycota, Peronosporomycetes, Peronosporales, Peronosporaceae. Gene Ontology annotation, molecular function: microfilament motor activity; ATP binding; actin filament binding. The transcript is spliced from 2 exons. The coding region runs from base 1 to 4293 and encodes 1430 amino acids. Gene Ontology annotation, cellular component: vesicle; actin cytoskeleton; cytoplasm. The record is from RefSeq and is a predicted model, not a curated record. Gene Ontology annotation, biological process: vesicle transport along actin filament; actin filament organization.